This is a messenger RNA of Nerophis ophidion (straightnose pipefish), 738 nucleotides long. Its product is annotated as cytochrome c oxidase assembly protein COX14 homolog. NCBI's taxonomy places the organism in Eukaryota, Metazoa, Chordata, Actinopteri, Syngnathiformes, Syngnathidae. The transcript is spliced from 3 exons. The record is from RefSeq and is a predicted model, not a curated record. Bases 305 to 481 code for a protein of 58 amino acids.
CAAAGAUCUCACUCCUGGGCGUUAGAUGGCGCUGUUCAAUAUCGGUAACAGGAAGCGUAGAAGAUUACGCUGACCUCCUCGGCUUCCAUACCUCACUAAAGCGUAUGUUGGCGUCUUAGCUCAAAUACAAACCAACAAAUUGCAAUCAAUGUGGCGCUGCUGGAGGGGAAACGUUGAAGACGACCGCCGCCUUCUCGGCUUCCGUACCUUAUGAAAGCUAACCUAGCUCCCUGCUGGCUGCUGACAUUGAGCACACUUAACUAAGUCCGGACUCUUUUACACAAAUUAAACAGAGGCCGUCGCCAUGGUAACGGCCAAGCGCCUCGCCGACAUCGGCUACCGGGCCUUUUCGGGCUCCAUGAUGCUGCUGACCCUCUACGGCGGCUACCUGUGCGCCGUGCGCGGCUACCGCUUCAUGCAGAAGCAGAAGCGGCUCCAGCUGGCCGCCGAAAACCAGGACCCGGAAGUCAUUAAGGACUGACGGCCCGGACUACUGUGGCCCCGCCCCCUCUAUUUCCUGCAGGACAUUGGGAUGCAAUGCAGUUGUUUGUACCAUUUAAGGUGUGUAACGGCACAGCAGCUUUCAACAGGGAAAUAUAUGUACAUGUACAUGUAUAUGUAUAUGUACAUGUAUAUGUAUAUGUACAUGUAUAUGUACAUGUAUGUGCCCGACACCUGUACAGGUAGCCACUAAGUCAUCCAACAAUAAUAAUAAUAAUAAAAAAUCACGAAACACGC